UUUUGAAACUAUUUCAUUAAUAUAAUAUGCAGUUACAUGAGCCAAAAUGAUGACAUAUCUUUUAAUAAUUCCACUAUAACCGUCUCAUUUGGCAUGGGCUGUGAGUAAUGGCAUUUUAAAUUACUCAAAAACUUUAUUUUGAAACAAAAUAUGUAGAAUACAUGUUAAUAUAUACAGAUGCAUAUUUUAUUUUUUUUUCUUUUUGCAUUGAAUUACUAUUAAAAAGCUGUAUGUUUCACAAAUUAAUUAAUAACCAGUUAAAAAGUAAUUAUCAAUUAUCAAUUUUACUGUCAGCCAACCUUCCCGCAAAAAAAUUUAAGGUAUUUUUAUGCCAGAAGUUUUAUAUACAUUCAAGCGAAAAAUUUCUCACAAUGGGCCUUGUAUUUAGGAAAGCAAGAUGUCUUCUACUAGUAAUAUUCGUCUCGUCUGCUUUGACUCGUGGUGAGGCUGAGAAAGAUAUUUUUCCCGUAGAAAUUGAUAAUAAUUUGACCGUUGAAAAUUUGGGAGAUGAAAUCAGAAAGGUCCGGAAAAGCUACUUCACAAAAUCUUCGAUCUAUAUAAUAAAAAUUUCGCUCAAGCCAAUCAUGCUUUGGUCUCUACUGCGAACACUACCGAAAAAAGAUAAGGGGAAUUGAUGGAGUCCUUCCAAAAGAUUUCUUAUCAUUUUCCGUGGAAGAUAUAAAUAGACUUAAAGGAAACCCUACUUAUCUUCAAUAUGAUGGGGAAAUAGGCCCUAUUCAUGUCAUCGUAUACCUCCAAGAUGAAUAAUAAGUAUUUUCUAUUCGUAUCAUGUAAUAGCAAUAGUUAUUGCCUCGGCAAUG
Messenger RNA from Rhizophagus irregularis DAOM 181602=DAOM 197198, 821 nucleotides. The record is from RefSeq and is a predicted model, not a curated record. NCBI's taxonomy places the organism in Eukaryota, Fungi, Glomeromycota, Glomeromycetes, Glomerales, Glomeraceae.